Molecule: messenger RNA, 454 nt
Organism: Ilex paraguariensis (yerba mate)
Lineage: Eukaryota; Viridiplantae; Streptophyta; Magnoliopsida; Aquifoliales; Aquifoliaceae
Source: the annotation of a GenBank genome assembly
AACAACAAACUCAAAUGAUUUUAUUUUGAAAUUUGUCGUCAAUGAAAUUGAAAGAGCUAAAAAGGGUUCUGCGACAAUUUUGAACACAUUCGAGAAACUGGAGUAUGAUGUUAUCGAUGUCCGUUCAUCUGUUCUUUUGCCGAUUUAUGUUGUUGGACCAUUGCAUUAUCUCCAAAAUCAGAUCAACAAUAACAAUUUGAGGUUGCUUGGAUCAAAUCUUUGGAAAGAACAGUCAGAGUGUCUUGAAUGGCUUGACUUGAAAGAACCCAAGUCUUGUGUGUAUGUGAAUUUUGGACGCGUCACGGUCAUGACACCAAAACAACUUGUUGAGUUUGCUUGGGAACUAGCUAAUAGCAAUCAAACCUUCUUGUGGGUAAUAAUGCCUGAUCUUGUUGUUCAUGGUUUGGGUGUUUUUCCACCUGAAUUUAUGGAGGAGACAAAAGAUAGGGGUUGA